Mercenaria mercenaria is the source of this 3961-nucleotide messenger RNA. RefSeq lists its product as uncharacterized. Gene Ontology annotation, cellular component: cytoplasm. Gene Ontology annotation, biological process: N-acylphosphatidylethanolamine metabolic process. Bases 323 to 3022 code for a protein of 899 amino acids. Gene Ontology annotation, molecular function: A2-type glycerophospholipase activity; glycerophospholipid phospholipase A1 activity. The transcript is spliced from 4 exons. The record is from RefSeq and is a predicted model, not a curated record. Lineage: Eukaryota; Metazoa; Mollusca; Bivalvia; Venerida; Veneridae.
GCCGCCAAUUUAACUGAAGGGGAAUUCCAGUGCACUCAGGCGAAGAAAUAACAGUCUAUUUUCGUUUUAGAAAAGAUUGCAACACACAAGAUAUUAACGAUCUGAGUCAUGCGAGAACAGUCUGAGAUCGUCGAGAAUUUGGUACCCAUUGAAAAAUAGCAAAGCAUUGCAUGAUAGCCAUUUUGUAAAUGGACGACACGGCACAUGAGCAAUGUUAAGCAGUUUGCUGCCUUUAUUUGAAACCGUCACAUAACAGGACCUGCUUCGUUGCUGAUAUAACGGAUUACCUGAAUUUACACGAUAAAAGAGGUUAGAUUCAGAAAUGGCAAUAUUCAGUAAAUUGUACAAUGCACUGAGAGCAGAGAUUCGGUCUAGUGGUCUGUCUGGAGAAACGGAGCUGGACGUGAGAUGUAUAUGUUGCUCGCGAAAAGAACCACUUCUCCGUUUUACCGACCUCCAAAGAGGAGAUCAUAUAUGUAUUGGUGGUCAGUACUUCGCGUUUAACAUUGGAGACCGCCAGGUCUCCGCGUACACACAUCAUGCGAUUGUUAAGGCUGUUGAUGUUCUUACCCCAGCUACAGCUCGUGUGACACGAAUUCACUUUUACACAACACCGUACGACCUGUCAAUUCGAAUACAAGAAACAAUUGAUCUUCUUGACUUACAUUAUCACGAAAUAAACAUUAUUCGAUACAGGCACCCAACGCACAAACCUGAAACUAUUAUUAAAAGGGCUGAAGGACUGAUAGAACAAAACAAACAUGCAAAAUACUCAGUAUUGUCUUGUAAUUGUGAACACUUUUGUAACUGGUGCUGUGUUGGAAGUGAAGAUAGCUAUCAAGCUGAUAACGCCAGGGAAGUAUUGAGAGCAAUUUUAGCAGGAACAGUAAAUAUAGGUGGCAAGAUUUUAAAGGUUGUUUGUAAACUGCUUUUGUUAUCAGUUGAAGAUUUAUCAAAGGUAGCAGUUGGUGCUCUUGUUGCUGUACCAUGGGGUGUUCUUGCAGUAAUGGCGAUAUUGUAUCUUAUUUACACGAUUUACCGCCAUCAUAAGUUAGAUACAGAUUUAAAGGCUGGUAAAAUUUGUUCCGCUUGCUGUCUGCACAGAAAGCAUGAGUUGUGGAUUCAGUUUGGGGCAUAUUGUGCACUUCAAGCAGGUGGACUUGGUUUGUUAUCAAUGAUCAUUGCUGCUGGAGCUACUGGGGGCAUUGUGGCUGGAGCUUUGAUCGUAUGUAGUCUUUUGUCCUUGGUAUGUAUUUCUGCGGUUCCAAAGCUUCGCCAACUGUUUUGUUCCCCUUUUCAAGGUCGGUUGGUGAGAGUUAAAAGUAUGAAAAAUAUCUGGAUCGGGGAUGUAAUUUCGUUUGAUCAUUGGAAGAUUUCUCAUGACGGAAUAGUAACCGCCGUCAAAAUCUACCCUGAGACGAGAAAGAAAAAAGGUUAUGUUAAGGUCAUACAUUACUCCCUCCCAACUCUAUUUGGUCGUAGAACUGUUGCUGAGGAAAGAGUUGAAAUUGAUCUGGGAAAACAUUUAAUUCUUGGCCACGAUUAUACUGGCUACAAAGUUCAUGAACCGGAAAUUGUAGUUCAUCGAGCCAAACAGAGGUUAGGUGAAACGAAAUUCGGUCUGAUGUCAAAUCGUUCCUGUCAUUUUUGCCACUGGGCGAAAGUUAACGAAGAUCUGCAUGAUGAAGAUGUUAUUGUCCCAGAAACAGACCAGACUGUGAUGCAGUAUUUGAAAGAAGUUGACCCAAAAGAUACAAUUUCUAAUUUACCAGAGCACUCACUUCAUGUUGAUCACAAGAGAGGAAGAAAACAUGCAUCAAAGGCUGUUGAAACAACAUGGGCACGAAUAAGAGACGACAUAAAACCUGGACAAAUAGUAGCGUUCAAAUACAGAGGUUUCUGGCAUAAGGCUGUCAGCACCAAAGUUCGCUUUGACAAGCAUGUCCAAUCAAAGGUAUCUGUUACUCUUGUUCACUAUGGAAGACAGAGAAAAGUCUGUGAAGAGACCUUACAAUUUAAUCUAAAUUAUCAGGAUGUAUGGAUUUACAAAUAUCACCCACUUUACCGACACAGAAAAGAUGAUGUCAUCAGACGCGCGCGAGCCAGAAUUGGAGAAGAGAGUUACAGACUGUUAUAUCAUUGGUCUUCUCAUCUUGCAAGAGAAAUUGUUGUCAAGGACAAAGAUGCAAAAGUGACGGACAUUGACGAAAUAAAGCAGGGGGAUGUGAUUACCUUCUAUUACUGGUCGUUUGAACAUGAUGCAGUCGUAACAAAGGUCACUCGAGGCGAAUCCAAAGAAAACACGAUUGGUCAGUUGAGAAUAAUUCACUACGCACUGGAUCAUCUUUUUGCAGUUAGAACCGUUAAAGAAGAAUUUAUGCCGGUGAAUUUGAAGAAAGAGCUUGUAUAUUUGAAGGGGUAUGACGGUUAUAUUACUUAUCCAACAGAAACGGUUGUAAAGCGGGCACGAUCGAGAUUAGGCGAGCAACGAUUCUCACUCAGUGGAAACACGUCAUCGGACCUUGUUCAUUGGGCGAAAGUAGUACAAACUCCAGUGGUAGUUUCGAAAUCGCAGAUGCAAGCCACCCAAGCACCUGGCACCGAAGAUGACACUUAUCUUCUUGUACCGAAUGCUGGCGAGCAGUGCGAGGAGUUUCAGUAUUUUCGCGCCACCUCAUGGUCCGACUUGUAUCCAGGUAUAAUAGUUGAAUAUCGAUACUACUGGAUUUGGCACCAAGGAAUCCUUUCCUACAAGGACGAGAAGAGAAAGAGAAUCAAGGUGAUCCACUACGGAGCAGACCAUCUGUUUGCAACACGAACCAUCAUGGAGGAAAGCAUGCAGUUAGACUUGCGUUAUGAUAACAUUUGGAUAUACAGAGGACAUCCGAGGCAAUGCUAUAAGGCGGGAAUAGUUCUAGAAAAAGCUCGAAAGCGACUCGGAGAGCAAAGAUGGGAAGCAGGAAAUAGGUCUUGGGACUUCUGUAAAGAUUGUGUUCUUAAAAAGAGGUCGAAGGAGGUGUAAGGUGUAGAAUAACUAAGAGAUCCCUGAAUACUGAAAAUAAUUAUUGGCAUUAGAAGACGUCUUCUUUCCUUUCUUAACAGAUAUGAAACGUAUUUUUUGGGAUUCUACUUUCUUCUGAUAUCUGUGAUACAAAGAAAAUUAAAAUCAUUGAUUUCUUGAUUGAUAAUCUGUGUAAGAUAUUUCGACAUGUUGCCGUUACUGUUCAUAUGCGAAGAAUAUGUGUUUGGACAGAAAAUAUGUUUGAAUAGUAUAUAUAUAUAUAUAUCAUCUUUAUAUAUUAUAUAUCAUAUUAUAUACCAUCUUUUGAUACAUUUACAAAGAUGAAUUGUAUUUAGUAUUUUUGCACUUUUCUAUCAACUGAUGUGCGGUUUAUACACUGUAAAUUAUUGUAAUAGGAAGUAUCAGGGUUCGCUUGUAUAGAUACACUUGUAUACAUACAUAUAUACACAUCGUCGCCUCAACGCAAUAAAGUCGUAACUUAUAUUAAAUUUAUAAUAAGAUACGACUUUGUUGCGUUGAGGUGACGACAUGUGCACUAGAAGAAUCUCGUACUUAACUUUCGUGUAAUCUUAUAUGAAUCUCAUAAAAUGUGUAGAUUUUUAAGUUGUAUGUAUUAACUAUAUACACAGUUUAUAGGUGAUGUCGUGAGCCAUUGUGUUCUCAUUCAAGAUAAGUUACAGUUGUGUUUUUACUGUGAUGAUUGUGAAGUUUUGACUUGAUGCAAGAUUUAAUGUAAUGUAUUGCGCCAGUUUGUCCUCAUUCCGCAUGAAUUACUAUUGUUGUUUCUUACUAUAGUCACUGUGAAGAUUUAACUUGAUAUAUAUAUAUCGCUAUUUCUUACUAUAAUGAUUGCGAAGUGUUAGAUUAUUGUAGUGUUCUUAUAUAGUGCACCAACAUUUCCGCAUUCGGAAUAAAUUAUGUUUGGUAGUGAGCCACUUA